GACUAUUGCAGUAUAGUCUUUUGUAAGCGAAGUGGAAUGCACUUGCUUGGAUUAAAUAGUGAAUUUAUUCUUCAGUGAGAUUCCGCAGUGUAUAAAGACAUUGUGAAAUGGAAAAUGGUUUUUUAAGUUUUAUACAUACCUUAUACUGCGUGUAUUGUGAUCUCUUGCAAUUAACAAGUACUAUUGGCAAAUAUCCCCAAUAAAGGUUUAUGGAAUAUUUGGGAACGCUGAAUUACUAUAAAAUAGCCAAUAUGUCAACCGAAUUGAGAACUCUUUCUCCAAGAUCCAUUACCCAGCUGAAAAUAGAAGAACCACAAUCGAGACUCAGUCGCUCUUCGUCAUUAGAUAAAAUAAAGAAAUUCAACUCAUUUAUAUGCUCCCAACAAUACUAUAUGCUUCCAGCAUUACUUAGUUGGUUAAAAUCUUCACAGUCAAACCUACAAACAGCGACAGAGGGUACAAUUCAUUUUUUAAGGACAGUUUUUUUAAAUGCUUUCUUCAAGUGUUUUACAUUUUUUUUCAAAACUAAACAAUUCAAUAUUGGAAAAAUUCAGAAUGUUAUGAGGGUAUGGAUAUCAAUAAAACUAGCGAAUUUCUUUGAUCCGACAUUUCUAUUUAGCGCAGGUGUUUAUAUUGGGUGUUUGAUAGUUUUUGUUCAGGUUUUGUUUUCUGUUUAUUUAAUUUUUUUGAUAUUUUUACCUCAAGGAUUUAUUUUUCUUGUGGGAUGUAUGCUGACCAUUCAGUAUCUGUGUUAUAAAACUAUGGUUAAGUAUAUUGUAGGAACAAAGAAACUGGAAAAGAAUCAAAAAUGAUUUUUUUUAUAAGUAAGUCAAUUCCGACCACUUAUAUUAAGUGUAUAUAUAUAUAUUUUUUUUUUGAAAUUCGAAUAAGGACUUUGUAGCUGUAUUGGUAUCUUUUUAUAAUAAAGAGUCUAUCUAC
This is a messenger RNA of Diorhabda sublineata, 939 nucleotides long. RefSeq lists its product as uncharacterized. The record is from RefSeq and is a predicted model, not a curated record. Bases 210 to 812 code for a protein of 200 amino acids. Lineage: Eukaryota; Metazoa; Arthropoda; Insecta; Coleoptera; Chrysomelidae. The transcript is spliced from 2 exons.